CCAUGGCUGCCUCCACCAUGUCUGUCUGCUCUGAUGCUCGCACCAACUCCUCCUGGCAGGUGGACGACUGCCCAGAGAGUUGCUGUGAGCCCUGCGGCUGUGCCCCCAGCUGCUGCCAGCCUAGCUGCUGUGUUCCUUGCUGUGUCCCCAGCUGUUGCCAGUCCAGCUGCUGUGCCCCCAGCUGCUGUGCCCCAGCCCCCUGCCUGACUCUCAUCUGCACCCCAGUGAGCUGUGUGUCCAGCCCCUGCUGCCAGUCUUCCUGCUGCACACCCUCAUGCUGCCAGCAGUCUAGCUGCCAGCCAGCUUGCUGCACUUCUUCCCCCUGUCAGUCAUCCUGCUGUGUGCCCGUCUGCUGCACACCUGUCUGCUGCACACCUGUCUGCUGCAAGCCAGUGUGCUGUGUCUCCAUCUGCUCUGGCUGCCAGCCAGCUUGCUGCACCUCCUCCCCCUGCCAACCGGCCUGCUGUGUGCCCAUCUGUUGCAAGCCUGUGUGCUGCGGGGCUUCCUCCUCAUGCUGUUGACUGUGAGCCUGGU
Rattus norvegicus (Norway rat) is the source of this 534-nucleotide messenger RNA. It is a transcript of the gene Krtap10l2, whose product is annotated as keratin associated protein 10 like 2. The transcript has a single exon. The record is from RefSeq and is marked predicted. Lineage: Eukaryota; Metazoa; Chordata; Mammalia; Rodentia; Muridae. Bases 3 to 521 code for a protein of 172 amino acids.